Molecule: messenger RNA, 760 nt
Organism: Myotis davidii
Lineage: Eukaryota; Metazoa; Chordata; Mammalia; Chiroptera; Vespertilionidae
Exons: 1
Source: RefSeq, a predicted model, not a curated record
GCUUAGGGUUUUCAGGAAACAUGGAAGCGGUGGCGAUAGUUGGAGCCUAAGUACUCUGAUGGUCUCUCAGUGCCCUGUGAGAGGAAAGGGGAGGAUGCCACUGGAAUCAUCAUCUUCGAUGCAGCUAUCCUUCCCUUCUCUCUUACCCUCAGUGCCAGGCAAUUCUACUAACUCUUUCUUUCCCCCAAUGUCUUACAUCACGUCCCAGAAAAUGAAGUGUAUUCUUCACUGGUUUGCUAGUUGGUCAGGUCCCCAGCGUGAACGUUUCCUACAAGACCUGGUAACUAAAGCAGUGCCAGGAAAAUUACAGCCAUUGCUAGAAGGUCUGGAGCAGCUUAGUGUGUCUGGAGCCAACCGACCACCUUGUAUCUUUGAGUGCCAACUACGUCUUUGGGAUCAGUGGUUUUGAGGUUGGGCUGAGGAGGAGCGCAAUGAAUUUGUCAGGCAGCUGGAGGUCAGUGAGCCAGACUUCGUGGCAAAGUUUUACCAAGCAGUGGCUGCUACAGCUGGUAAAGACUGAUAGGCAUUAAAGUCAAAGAAGACAACCAUAGUUGAUGGAGCCGAAGCCACAACUCUACAGUGAGAACUUCAGAUGUGCCACUUAAAGGUCUGGGGAUGGUAUCCUGAUUCACUGACUGAGCUUGCUGACUAGUACGGGCCUGGUUAUUUCAAUGUUGACAGCACAUCCGCUGGACUAGUGUAAAUGUUUUCCAUUUAAGCAAAUCCAGAGUAGCAGUCUGCCUCUAGCUUACUUUUUUCC